AUGAGGUGGAUGUCGCUAUGGCUUACAUGGUUGGGUCUCGCAGCAUCAGGGAAAGUGAUUCCCGUCAUGCCGGAGGGACCACUAUUCCCAGACCACGACUGCCUCGGUGUUGGUGUUUUGAAUGGCAUCGAUUGGCCUCACUGGUUGGCAAUCUUCGAGAAGGGGCCGCGUGCGUGGACGUCAGAAGGCCAAAGGUACUUCGACAUCUUCAUGGACGGAGAUGAGGAGGCGUACGAUAGUUGGGUGGAAGCAUGCCCGCUGGGCGUCCUGAAUGGUGAGCUGGCCCUCUACUACUUUUCCGCGGUGAGAGGUGACACGAAAGUAGCGGCAAGCUACAGAGAUAUUGUCAGCCCAAAGCUCGCUGCCAUGCCACUGCGAACAAUCAUAGGCUCCCGGUGGCCCUUGUUCCUGAUGCUUUCGUCAGAGAAUCUGCGGAAAGCACCUCCACCAGAAGGAAGUCCUGAUGUAGCCAAUGAUGAUGCUGCGAACUGCGUCCAUGUAGACUUGCCAGUCCUAAAUUGGACAAAGUUCCAAUCACUGUUCUGGGGGGAAAAAAACAAGGUCAAAGACUGGAUGAUGGGAUCUAUUCGCUAUGUCUACUCAUGGCAGAUGGUCCACACUCCAGAGGAAGUCUUGAUAGAGUGUCCUUUGGGCUAUCUCACGGCCGUGUUGAUCAAGGCCUUCACAUGCGCCACUUCGGAAAGCAGCUGCUUUCACAGCUUUGCCAAUCAGAUCGAGCAAUUUUUCGUUAAAGAGCCAGACAUUGUGGAAGUUUUGGCACACAGCUGGUGGCCUUUAGCCAUGCUGUUGAACCACAUGACAAAGGCCACACGCCACAAAUACUUCUUGGACUUCACCGAGGCCGAGCUCUCUGGCAACCUCGCCGCUGCACAUCCUGGGUCAGUCUCCAGUCUUGGCGAGAUCGGCCGUUUCCUGGGGACACAGGAUCAGGCUUCGCAAAGCUUCCGUGAUCUCCUGUCUGCUUUGCCGCAGUUGGGCAGGGCUCCGCCAGAGGCACCAAAUUUGGUGUACGUGACGAUGAUCUACGGGGAGAAGUUCAACAGGCACAUGCGCCGCUUUUGCUCACGAGCACGAGCUCUGGGAAUACCCGGAGAACGGCUGAUCCUGUUCACGCUUGACCAGCAAGCCUAUGAAAUGUGUUUGAGUGAGAAUGGUGGGCGUUGCAUAAGAGGAAGCCCUGGCAUUUUGAACAAGUUCACCUUGCCGUUGGUUUGUGCACAUCUCGGAUUAGAUACUGUGUGGAUCGACUUGGAUGUGUUCCUGAUGGUCGAUCCAACACCAGCCAUCAUUGCGCACGCAGAGCGGGGUCCCUACGACAUCUUGGUCUCGGGCUCUUUCGAGGCUGAUUGCAUUUGCAAUGGCAUUGUGUAUUUCCGCGCCACCCCUGCUGUGAAAGACUGGCUGCUGGGUGUUCUUGUUUGGAUGUAUCAUCAUCCCUACGAGCACGAUCAAAAGACAUUUAGCGCCUUCUUGAACUACACAGAAAGAGUAGCGCAGGAUCCGCUGGACUUGCCUGAGAUACCUCCAUGGGAUACCUUGGACCCCAUCAACCAAUUCGUGACCCCAGAUAUUUUCGAAGGCAACGGUUGGAUGGGAGACUUGGACAAGAUCAUUAUUUACCAUUUCUUGAAUGGUGAAUCAGACACAGGGUCUGGCUUAGAUCCCAGUGGCAGUUGGAGAAAAGAGUAUGGGCGCUUCACAUCGGACAAUGAGACCUGUGAGGGCAACAGCUGCAAUACUGGUGGCAAGGUAUCCCUCAUGGACCUAUUCUAUGGGCAAACGGACGAAGAGCUCUAUACCACACCAAUGCCUGCCUAUGAAAAUGAGGCGAUUCGAGCGGCAUUGCUUUCAUCUCGGAAGGCAUUCCGCAGCACCCGUCUCUUGGGUUUGCCUUGCGGCCCAAUGGUAGGUUGGGAAGACCAGGACGAAAAGCUUCCGCCAGAAGUUCUUCAGGAGAGACUUCAGAAAGUAAGGGAAAGAGCAGCAAGUGAGAGGAUGAAAGCAACGUCGUGA
This is a messenger RNA of Cladocopium goreaui, 2034 nucleotides long. Lineage: Eukaryota; Dinophyceae; Suessiales; Symbiodiniaceae. The record is from the annotation of a GenBank genome assembly.